Messenger RNA from Solea solea (common sole), 2379 nucleotides. RefSeq names its product membrane-associated ring finger (C3HC4) 5, like (gene marchf5l). Lineage: Eukaryota; Metazoa; Chordata; Actinopteri; Pleuronectiformes; Soleidae. The record is from RefSeq and is a predicted model, not a curated record. The coding region runs from base 185 to 1051 and encodes 288 amino acids. Gene Ontology annotation, molecular function: zinc ion binding. The transcript is spliced from 6 exons.
GUGGGCGGGACUUUUGUGUCUGUCAGAGAGUCUGCUAAACGUUCUUAGCAUAAACACACAGAAAAGCCCGGAUUUAAGAUCGUAAACUGAGUAAAUGUGGAUUAACGGUUGUUUUCCAGGUGUUUUCUGCGUCUGAUGAUUUCAUGAAAACAUCUCGGGGAGAAAGAGUCGCUUCACGGCCGUCAUGUCUGUUUCUGAGGAGCAGCCUGAGAAACACUGCUGGGUGUGUUUUGCCACAGAGAGAGACGACCACAGUGCAGAGUGGGUGAGUCCCUGCAGGUGUAAAGGCUGCACCAAAUGGAUCCACCAGUCGUGUCUUCAGCGCUGGCUGGACGAGAAGCAGAAAGGAAACAGCGGCGGAGCCGUGUCGUGUCCACAGUGCGGCACCGAGUAUCACGUCACCUUCCCCAAGAUGGGUCCUCUGGUGUUUUUCCUGGAGCAGGUGGACAGAGCGCUGUCUCGAGCCAGUCCCUUCGCUGCAGUCGGUGUGGUGGCCGGGACCGUGUACUGGUCAGCGGUGACAUACGGAGCCGUGACCGUCAUGCAGGUUGUGGGUCAUAAGAAGGGCCUGUACGUGAUGGAGCGAGCCGACCCACUCUUCCUGUUGAUGGGUUUACCCACAAUCCCUGUGGUGCUGGUCCUGGGGAAGAUGAUCCGCUGGGAGGAUUAUAUCGUGAGGCUGUGGCAGAAAUACUCGUUUAAACACUAUCUCCCUUCAGGAAACAGUCGUUAUCGUCCUCGUGUCCCCGCUGACGGCUCCGGAGUAGGAGACCACCUCUCUGUGUCCAGGACUCUGUGCGGCGCUCUCAUCUUUCCCUCCAUCGCCAGCUUGGUGGGAAAAAUCCUGUUCCAGCGCGUCAACUCCAGCCUGCAGCGCACCCUACUGGGGGGCAUCGCGUUCGUGCUGAUCAAGGGCGUGUUAAAGGUGUAUUACAAGCAGCAGAAGUUCGUCGUGCAGGCCAACAGACAGAUCCUCAACUACCCGGAAAGAAACGGAGACAGACCGAGAGAGGACGGGGACGAGGACACGGAGGACAGUGGCAACGAGUAGCUGCUGCGUCCACAGAGACAGAGAAACGGGAGACGCAGUCAGACGCGACGAUUCAAAUAAAGGACAUGCAUUUAUUUUAUAAUAAAACACAGAGGUGAACUCAGGUGAGUGACAUUAAAACAACAAUCAGAACAAAGACACAUUUAAACGUCCACUGUGUCGUUUUUGUCUGAUUUAUUGGCAGAAAUUCAAUGUUUGUGAGUGUGUUAUCACUUUCAAAAUAAAGAUUAUUUCUUGUUUGUAGCUUAUAUACGAACAUGAGGCUAAAGGAGGCCGCCAUUUUGUGUCGCCAUGCUUCUGUAGUAGCACAAACGGACGAACAAACUGGAGCAAACGAGGAAGAAAAGUCUGCUGUUAAGAAAAUGAAUAAACAAAAACCUCAUGAGCUGACGAACAACUCUAACGUGCUUGUUUGUGGUCUGUGAAGGCCACCGUAGUUCUGUAAUCUGUUCCUGGGAAAGAGAAGGGUUCACAGCGGAGUCCUCUGUUGUAAUCUGCAGCCUCACCACUAGUUGUCACUACUUCUGACACACUGGACCUUCUACAAGAAAAACCUGGCAGACGAGUUCACGACCACAGUUUGUAACUUCACAACAGCAGUUCGUAACUUCACGACAACUUCACAACAGCAGUUCGUAACUUCACGACAACUUCACAACAGCAGUUCGUAACUUCACGACAACUUCACCACAGCAGUUCGUAACUUCACGACAACUUCACAACAGCAGUUCGUAACUUCACGACAACUUCACAACAGCAGUUCGUAACUUCACGAUAGCAGUUUGUAACUUUGCGGCAUUGUAGCGAAAGUUACAUGUGUGAUCACACUGUGAGUGUGACUGAUUUACUGUAAAACAAAUAUGACAAAAGUGCUAUUAAUGGUAAAUGUAGCAUAGCUUUUGACGAGUGGCGGCCAUCUUGGUAGCCUAUGUCGGAGCUGUUGUUCUGCCCCUGUAUAGCCCUCUUUAGACACGCCCCCUCCCUGUGAAUCAGCUCGUUUAAAGAAGACAAAAAGGUUAGAAUGAAACUGAACUGGAGUUUUGUUCGUACUUGAUUAUUUAUUGGUCUUAUGUUUUGAACGUGUGACACUUUGUGACGUGUUUAUGUUGCUUUGGAACGUAAAAAAGAUAAACUCAUGAUUUGAAGCUCUCUGUGCCGCUGACAACAGUUAAAUAUUUUAAAUACAAACAUCCCUGCAGUCAGAGGUUGAUGGUGAAAGAGUAUAAAUUGUCUCAGUUUUUGCCAAACAAACGCGUCAGAAACUCAACCAUAGCUCUUAUUUUACGUUUUGCUGAAUAAUUUGUCAAAUAAAGUUUUCUGAAAUGAAA